Molecule: messenger RNA, 1095 nt
Organism: Macrosiphum euphorbiae (potato aphid)
Lineage: Eukaryota; Metazoa; Arthropoda; Insecta; Hemiptera; Aphididae
Source: the annotation of a GenBank genome assembly
AUGUCAUCUCAGUCAGUUGCUGCUCCUACUACAGUUGCAUCGCUUACUAAGAAACUCGAAGAAUCCACCAGUCUUCCAAGUCAUUCAGAUAAUCCUUCUCCACCGAAGAAGAUGAAAACCCAGUCCAAACCGAAAUUGACGACGUCAAUCCAGUUUGAUAUCACUAAUAAAAGUGCUCUAUCGGAUUUGUCAAAAAGAUACAAUCCUCCGCAGCCGCCACCCGGUGAAUCAACUGCUCCGACGAAAAAGUCAACGUAUUUCGAAAAGCUCGACGUGGCCACACGCCUCGAACUUGACCAUGGCACCCAACACAUCAUAGAUGUGCAGCCUGACCUUAGGUUUCCACUUCAGUACUUUAUGUACAAUGUUGCUGAAGAAUAUCCUGACCUUACAACUAAGGCGCAUCCCUACGUAAGUAUUUUCACCCUUAUCGCCUACCAACAACUAAUGCUUAAUGCUUACUUGCUUGUCUGUGAUCUACACGCACGUGAAACUGCUUCCUACUUUGCACAAAGUUAUAAGAACGACGCUCUUAAAUCAGACUUUCUGUCUAGAUUACUAAGUUGCUACAUUCCACCAGACUUAGAAUUACUGAUAAAUAACCUUGCUCCCACCUACGAUCCACAACGUAGAUUACAAGUGUAUGUUCCAUCCCUCGCAGCCUAUGACUUUUUAACCGACUACGGAAGAUCCGUUCCACCAUCAAUGUUCAUCCUCGCUCAUCAUCUCCUUGCAUCAUCAAGAACCAAUGCUGAACCUGAAACCAUCCUUAGAACAUUUUAUGCCACCACAAUCCUAGAAAUUGGAAACACGACUUACACUCCAUCCAACUUCCUCGGCGGAUAUUUCGAUCGCUUGCAACGCCCUACCAACCAUUCAAACUGGUUAAACUCAAGAUUUGAAAAGAUUUUUAAUCCUGUUAUUGGCAGAGCUCUUGUCCAAAGGCCUACUUUGGCAAAGACCCGCAUGCAUGUUCAGCACUAUCCAGCUGCUGAUCAAGUCAACCCUUACGAUUUAUUAUUAUGCUAUUCAGAAACUAAUCUCGAGAAAAUUCUCGAAGUAAGAUGUGUCCAGCUUUCUAAAGUCAGAAGCUAA